Molecule: messenger RNA, 941 nt
Organism: Amphimedon queenslandica
Lineage: Eukaryota; Metazoa; Porifera; Demospongiae; Haplosclerida; Niphatidae
Product: peroxisome biogenesis factor 10-like
Exons: 1
Coding region: 15-869 (284 amino acids)
Biological process (GO): protein import into peroxisome matrix
Cellular component (GO): peroxisomal membrane
Molecular function (GO): zinc ion binding
Source: RefSeq, a predicted model, not a curated record
UUUAAUUAUUCAAAAUGGCGGCAGCUAGGAAGCUAGAGUUUUAUCCAGCAGGAACUCCCGAGCUUGUUCGUAGCAACCAAAAGGACCUCUAUUACCGUGACUACGUUACUUCCCUACUCUCUGACCUGACGGAGCCAUUGCUGCCAAGAAGAUACUGGCUACUGUAUCAGAGAGAAUUACAGCUCCUGGCUGAGCUAUUGUAUUAUUCACUAACUACUCUGAAUGGUAAUCAGACUCUGGGGGAAGAAUAUUGCAAUAUAGUGCAAACCAACGGGCCGGCUAUACCGUCCAUUAGUAGAAGGAUAGUGUCUGUAGUGUUACAUGUGGUGGGUCGAUAUGUCCUUGAGAGGGGGGCGGGGCUUAUUAGGAAGUACACUACCAAUAGGACCAUGGAGUAUGUCAUGGGGAAUGUUGAAGAAAUAAUGAAAAUAUCAAAUCAAAUUCAUUUAUCUUUUUUCUAUCUGUUUGGUGUCUAUCAAUGGUUGAGCAAGAGGAUAACAAGUAUCAGAUACAUAAUGAUAAGAUACUCACUAACAGCGACACCACCCAAUCCAUAUAAGCUGUUAGGCCUACUCAUAAUGCUACAAUUAGCUAUUAAAUUAAUGACAAGGAUCAAGAGCAGUGUAUGGAGUAGAGAUGAAGAGACUAAGGACAUUCUUAACAAAGCUGGUGCGACUAAUGGUGCUGUUGUAUCUUCAAUAAAAUGUUCCCUAUGUCUUGAGAAUUGUACGUGCCCCACAGUACCUCCUUGCGGUCAUUUGUACUGCUGGAGCUGCAUCAUAGAGUGGGUCAGUGAGAAAGGGAACUGUCCUUUAUGCAGGAACCCUACCCAACCACGACAGUGUGUUCCUUUACAAAAUUUCCAAUAAAAUAUUGUAUAUAAUGAUUAUAAAUGAGUAAUAAUAAUAUAUAUAACAUAAUGACAAUAGUAAAGUGACAAA